Molecule: messenger RNA, 2090 nt
Organism: Charadrius vociferus (killdeer)
Lineage: Eukaryota; Metazoa; Chordata; Aves; Charadriiformes; Charadriidae
Gene: CSNK1D
Product: casein kinase 1, delta
Exons: 10
Coding region: 1-1248 (415 amino acids)
Biological process (GO): positive regulation of proteasomal ubiquitin-dependent protein catabolic process; non-motile cilium assembly; peptidyl-serine phosphorylation
Cellular component (GO): cytoplasm; nucleus; spindle microtubule
Molecular function (GO): protein serine/threonine kinase activity; ATP binding
Source: RefSeq, a predicted model, not a curated record
AUGAAACUGAGGGAGGGGAACCGUUACCGGCUGGGCCGGAAGAUCGGGAGCGGCUCCUUUGGGGACAUCUACCUGGGAACUGAUAUUGCUGCUGGAGAGGAGGUUGCAAUUAAGUUGGAAUGCGUGAAAACCAAACAUCCUCAGCUCCACAUCGAGAGUAAAAUCUACAAAAUGAUGCAGGGUGGAGUGGGUAUUCCCACAAUUAAGUGGUGUGGAGCUGAAGGGGACUACAACGUAAUGGUGAUGGAACUGUUGGGACCGAGUCUUGAAGAUCUCUUCAAUUUUUGUUCAAGGAAAUUUAGUCUCAAGACAGUCCUGUUACUCGCUGACCAAAUGAUUAGUCGGAUUGAAUAUAUUCACUCUAAGAACUUUAUCCACCGAGAUGUGAAGCCAGAUAACUUCUUAAUGGGCCUGGGGAAGAAAGGCAAUCUGGUCUACAUAAUAGACUUUGGAUUAGCAAAGAAGUAUCGAGAUGCUCGAACUCACCAACAUAUUCCGUAUCGUGAAAAUAAAAACUUAACAGGAACUGCCCGUUAUGCAUCCAUCAACACUCACCUUGGAAUUGAGCAAUCUCGCAGAGAUGACUUGGAGUCCUUGGGCUAUGUACUGAUGUAUUUUAACCUGGGCUCCCUCCCCUGGCAGGGACUGAAAGCAGCAACAAAGAGGCAGAAAUACGAACGUAUCAGUGAAAAGAAAAUGUCUACACCCAUUGAGGUUUUGUGUAAAGGAUAUCCUUCUGAAUUUGCCACAUACUUGAAUUUCUGCCGUUCUUUGCGUUUUGAUGACAAACCAGACUAUUCCUAUCUAAGGCAAUUAUUCAGAAACCUCUUCCACCGACAAGGAUUCUCAUAUGACUACGUGUUUGACUGGAACAUGCUGAAAUUUGGUGCAAGCAGAGCAGCUGAAGAUGCUGAACGUGAAAGGCGAGAACGAGAGGAAAGAUUGAGACAUACACGAAACCCAGCUGUGCGUGGAUUACCCUCCACUGCUUCGGGCAGGCUGAGAGGAACGCAAGAUGUAGCUCCUCCUACUCCUCUUACCCCAACUUCACAUGCUGCGAACACCUCUCCUCGGCCAGUAUCUGGUAUGGAACGAGAAAGGAAAGUGAGUAUGAGAUUGCAUCGUGGUGCCCCAGUCAAUAUCUCAUCGUCUGACUUAACAGGCCGACAAGAUACCUCUCGCAUGUCAACUUCGCAGAUUCCUGCUCGGGUAACUACCAGUGUUCUCCAGUCUGCUGUGCACCGAUGAAAAUUAUUUUGCCAUGGAGGGCAGAUAAUGCAUGGCUGAUCUCCUAUGUUACCAAUGGCUUUACUAGCAAAAAUACACUGAACUAGAGCGGAAACAUUACAAUUGGAGUUCUCCAUGUGACUUAGGCACUUGGAGGAACAUGGACAGACUCCAGCAGCUGCCAUGGAUGCUUUUGCCAGAAACCCAAUGACCUUAAGAGAACCCUGUGGUUACAGGGCUGGAAAAGAAAGAUGGUUUACAGAGUUGACCGCCUGUUAUUGGAUGGCCAUUUCAGUUUUCCCUCCACAGGCGGCAGACUUUACCCCCUUUUUAUUAUUCUACUGUAACUAUAAAUCUUUUACUUGGUUUAAGAAAGUUUUUGUAUCAUUUUGCUAAAAUUAUUGGCUUAAUUCUCUGUAAAGAACUCUUGCUUUUGUCUGAUUUAAAAUUGUAGAAUAUAAACAAACCUAAACUAAAGAAUGACUUGAAAUUUCUUGUUUAAAAAAUUUAGUCUGGCAGGGAACAUGUAAAUGAAUCAAAACCAUCUGACUUUAUUUAAACUGUUUACUUAUUUGUAUGGUCCCAUUCUGACUGAGACGGUUUUCUCAUGAAAUUUUAAAAACUGUUAGAAUUUUACUUUGCUGUUUGCUGUCUUCAUUCACACUUAACAUAUAACUUUCCGUGUAACACAAAGGAAUUUUUAAUACUUGUUCUUUUUCAUAAAAGAGGAAGACUAAAUACCCUGCUGGAGAGUCUCAGUAUAGUAGAGAUGGUGAUACUGGAUUUCUUUCUUUGUGAAGAAAAUGAAGGACAAAGUGAGAGACUCUGGCAUUUGAGGAAUUUAGAAUUUGAAAGCUUGUCCU